Molecule: messenger RNA, 2430 nt
Organism: Spirodela intermedia
Lineage: Eukaryota; Viridiplantae; Streptophyta; Magnoliopsida; Alismatales; Araceae
Source: the annotation of a GenBank genome assembly
AUGCUGUGCGCUUGCUCCGGAGAGCAGUUCAGAUUCGAGGAGGGGCCGCCGUCCCCGGAGUCCCUCGCCACCAGGGACUUCUCCGUGUGCGGGGUCUCCUCGAGGACCGGGGAAUGGGAGUCCAGGCUCGAAGACUCGCAGGUGGAGGACGUGGAGUCAACCUUGAAGGAGACCGUCUCCUUGAACUAUGAGGUCACCUUCGUCCUCAGAUCCUUCCCCUUCGGUGGAAGACAAUGGUGAAAUCUGACGUCUCGAUCUCGUUGAAUUUUUAUUUCCGACAGGAAGCUCGUGCGCUGCUGGGUCGGCUCGAAUUCCAGAAGGGUAACCUGGACGCCGCCCUGCAAGUCUUCCGAGGGAUCGACAUCGCCGGCCUGAAGCCGAAGCUGACCAGGGCCAUCGUCGAAAGGUCCCGACGGAGGAGGGCCCGCUCUAAAAUGGAGAUCCUCCAUGCGAGCGUCAUGUCCAUGCACUCGGUCAGCCUGCUUCUAGAAGCCAUUCUCCUGAAGUCAAAGGCCCUGGAGGGUCUCGGCCUGGUCGAAGGUGGGGAAAGCUCCGUUCCUCCAAACGUUGACUUGAAGAACUUCCCCGGUUUUAUCGAUUUCUUCGCAAAUUUGCAGAGGCGGCGAGGGAAUGUGGGAUCAUACUAGACAUCGCUGAAGCUGCGUUCCCGGAUGGAAUGGCGGAGGGGCUCGGAGAGGACUGCAAACUUCAGGAGAUGCUCCACCAGGCGCUGCUGCUGCUCCCGGGCUUGUGGAAAGUCGCCGGUUCGCACAAGGAAGCCGUUGACUCUCACCGGAGAGUCCUCUCCAGGCCCUGGAAUUUACCUCCGCAGAAGCUCGCCACCGUCCAGAAGUGCCUCGCCGGACUUCUCCUGCAUGGCGGCGCUGAGACGACCGAAGUGGAGGAAGCCCUGCUGCUUCUGUUCAUCCUCUCCAAGAACAUGGCGGAGGAGGAGAUAAUCUUUGACCCCGAGGUCGUCUAUCAUCUCUCCUUCGCGCUCUCCAUAUACGGGCUGCCGGAGAACCUGGCGGAGCACAUCGAGCGAGCGCCGCCGGGAGGCUACUGCCGGCGGGAGAGGUGGUACCUCCUCGCUCUCUGUUACAGCGCCGCCGGCCAUGACGAAGCAGGUCUGAACCUUCUGAGGAAGGCGACGGGGUCGUCGGAGAGGCGGCGCCCUCCCCAUCUGCCGUCUCUCCUGCUGGCGGCGAAGCUUUGUGGGCGGCGGCGGGAGCUCGCUGGCGAGGGCGUCGGAUUCUCCCGGAGGGCGGUGGAGCUCGCCGGCGGCCGGCCGGAGCUCGCCGGCGUCGCCCACCACCUGCUGGGGAUCUCCUGCGGCCGCUCCGCCAGAUCAUCGUCCUCAGAUGUUGAAAGAUCGAGCUUCUACGAGCAGUCGCAGAGGGCCCUCGGAGAUGCUGCCGCAGUUCAUGGGGAUGAUCCUGAGGUGAUGCUGACCCUCGGGUGGGAGUUCGCCCUCCGGCGGAGCCCGGCGGCGGCGCUGAUGACCGCCGCCAAGUACUUGGACUCGGUGGCGGGAAGCUCGGUGAGAGGGUGGGAACUACUGGUUCUCGCGGCGGCGUCUGAGGGGAACUUGGAGGACGCCAAAGGGAUCGUUGACUUGGCCCUGGAGGAGACAGGGGAAGGUGAUCAGCUGGGCCUUUUGAGGCUGAAAGGUCUCCUCCAUAGCCUCCGGGGAGAAGCAGGACAGGCAAUAGAGACCUACAGGCUCCUGCUAGCCGUGAUUCAGGCCAGGAAUCAAAAUCUUGCUGGAUAUCCUCACCCCAAGGUCAACCCACCUCAGAAUCCAAAUUGCCCUGAAAAACCCACAUAAAAUUACUGAAUAAAUGCCAUUUUUUUACCUAUAAAUCUUUUUUUCAGGAGGCGGCGGCGGCUGUGAAAGACCUGGAGAUGGACGCCUGGCUUGACCUGGCGGGCAUCUACAGAGACCUCGCCUCCUGGUCUGACUCUGAGAUCUGCCUCCUCAAGGCAAAGUCAAUCUCCCGGUUUUCCUCCAGAUGCUGGCACGAAAGAGGUGGGAAAAUUGGGAAAUAUUUUCUCCCCUGAAAAAAUAUGUUCAUUCCGAUUUAAAUGAUGAUGAUAAUGAUGAUAGUUUCUAUUACAGGGAAGCUGCUUGAAGCGAGGGGGCUUCUUGGAGACGCCCUGUCGGCCUUCCACGUGUCCUCCACGCUGGACCCCCACCACGCGCCCAGCAUGGUGGCCACGGCGGCGCUGCUGGCCGGGCUUGGCCGGAGGGCCCGGCCCGCCGCCAGGAGCCUCCUGAUGAACGCUCUCCAGCUGGAUCCCAUGAGCCACGUGGCUUGGCUGAGCCUCGGCCGCGUGUACAAGAUGGAGGGCUCCCUGCUGCAGGCCGCCGACUGCUUCCAGGCCGCCCACGACCUCAUGGCCUCUUCCCCCCUCGAGGGGUUCCUCUGA